UGGGCGGGGUUAUUAUUUGGGCGUGACUGUAAUCCAGCCACGCCUUUUUGCAAGUUGCAGGCAGAAUGCCUCCAAAAUAUAAAGGCCCUGCAGUGAAAAAAACUCCAGUCCGAGGUAAAGUUGCAGUGCCUGAAAAGCGGCCAGGAGUUGCUGCUAAACCAAGUGGAGGAGGGCGUGGAGCUGCAGUAGCUUCUAUAAAAACUAAAUCAGGUCCAGUAGCAGCACAACCAAAGCCAAAGAAACCAGUUUGGAGCAAAGAAGAUGACAUGGCAAGAAAAAUACAGACAAUAUACAGAGGCUAUAGGAGUCGCAAACUUUUAUUGGAACUGAAAAAGAAGAAAGCUGAAUUUGAUGAUGCAAUAGAACGACUUCAAAAAGAAGCGUACUUGCAAGUUGUUAAAAUUGAGCGAGAAAAAGCGGAAAAGGAGAGACAAAGGGAAGAGGAAGAGAGAAGAAGGAAGCGUGCAGCAGCUCAGCGUAUAAAGCGAUUUCUGGAAGCAGCUUUUGAUGGAGACCUUGAUGAAAUUAAAGGCAUUUUGGAAGAAGUUGCAAAGAAUUGCUCAGAAGCUGGAGAGUCUAUCGUGAAACGUUUUCAAUACAAAAUGAUUGAAUGCUCUGAUCCUAAUGACAACACAGCACUAUCUGAAGCAGCUGCUGGAGGUGACCCUCUUACAAUUAACUUCUUAAUAAACAAUGGGGCCAAUCCCAAUGUUAAAGGACAAUAUGGACGGACACCUUUGUACAGAGCAGCAUUCUCGGGUCGUACAGAAGCUGUUAAGGUUUUAUUAGAGUCUGGAGCCGACCCAAGAGUCUAUGCUGAUGAUGGAGCUACCCCAGAGCAAGUUGCAUCCAGUCAAGAAAUACAAUACUUGUUACAGAAUUGGGACAUUUCAGAAACUGAGAAGCUUUUAGUAAUUUGUGAAGAGAGACAGAAACAAAGGCUGGAAAUGGAUGAGAAAAUAUGGCAAUCUCAGAAGGACAAGCUACAAAGUGAAAUAGAAGAAGCAGAAAAAGAAUACAAUGCCAAACAAAAGGAGCUCAUAAAAGCAAACGAGGAACUGAACAAACGAAUCAAUGAACACGACAAGAACAAAACAACCAAGCAGGACCUUACGCUAACGGCUGUUCAUGAUGCUGAAGAUCUUUUAGAGAAAUGCAAAAUUAAUGCACAAUCUGCAAAAGAGAAACUUCAAGAGGCAAAGCUAAAAAUGAGAAUGAAACGAAAGGAAUUCAAAUCAGAUAUCGAUGAUGAAGAGGAUGAUGAGAAUACUCCUGUUGACGUAACUGUGAACAUCAGAGAAAUGGAUGACGUCCUUAUGAAAGACGUUGGCAAUAAAAUAGCCGAAAGCAACAAGUGGCCUCUUAUAUUGGAUCAUGGCCGACAAUGUGCUACGUUCCUCGUCUAUAGAGACACCAAUUAUAUGAACGCAAUGAAUCCCAAACACAUGGAGCCAGAAACAAUUCGACUGAAUCUACUAGGAGCACUUCGCUAUGGAAAGUUUGCUGUACUUGAUUUGUGUGACAUUGAUGAUUUGUGGCCAGCAGUCGUUAAGAAAUUCGACUGUGUCCAGCCUGACCUUUUGCCUUCGCUUAUUUCAAAGAACUUUUUAAAAGAGAAAAGGUAUUUGAAGCUAAUCAAGGCAGCAGAUGGUGAGGCAUAUUCUGCCAAUAGCUUUUUGUCUGCAAGAAUACACAAUUUCAAACUAGUCAUCAUAACACAGCUUCCAACACCACCAACCGAAUUGAUGGGUCUCACUUACGUCAUUAAAAUACACACACCAGAACCUUCCCUUUUCUGAAUUAAAAAAAUAGUGGUAGUACCAUAUAUAUAUACAAUGUAGAAUAAAUGAUUGUUAUACAAGUGGUAUUUAUACAUAAA
Messenger RNA from Amphimedon queenslandica, 1879 nucleotides. Its product is annotated as putative IQ motif and ankyrin repeat domain-containing protein. The record is from RefSeq and is a predicted model, not a curated record. Gene Ontology annotation, molecular function: ubiquitin-protein transferase activity; protein binding. Gene Ontology annotation, biological process: protein K6-linked ubiquitination. Gene Ontology annotation, cellular component: BRCA1-BARD1 complex; BRCA1-A complex. Bases 66 to 1799 code for a protein of 577 amino acids. The transcript is spliced from 14 exons. Lineage: Eukaryota; Metazoa; Porifera; Demospongiae; Haplosclerida; Niphatidae.